Anisakis simplex (herring worm) is the source of this 597-nucleotide messenger RNA. NCBI's taxonomy places the organism in Eukaryota, Metazoa, Nematoda, Chromadorea, Rhabditida, Anisakidae. The record is from the annotation of a GenBank genome assembly.
AUGCUCGAUAAACUGUUGGGAAACCGAGAUUUCCUCCCAAAUUCGUGGUUCAAUAAACUGUUUAGCAGAUACAUUUGUGGUUGGCACUAUGUGAAUCCUUUCUGUGAUAAUAUACUCUUCCAAAUCGGUGGUCCAGACAAUCAAUUCAAUCAAUCUCGAGUGCCAGUGUUUUUGGCACAUACACCUGCUGGAACGUCCACACAAAAUAUACGCCACUGGAGACAAAUGGUACAGUCUGGCGAUACGCAAGCUUAUGAUUACGGCUCUGCGGAGGAGAAUAUGAAACAUUACAGCCAAGUUAGUCGAUUUUUUUACUCUUAUUCUGCUACAGCACCGCUUUAUGAUCUUUCUCGAGUGAGCACACGUGUGUAUUUGUAUUGGAGUGAUAAGGACUGGUUGGCAACUGAAACGGAUAUAAAGAGGUCACUUCUUCCAAAGAUACAGCCACAGUUUUUGAAACAAAACAAUCGCCUCAACGAUUACAAUCAUUUCGAUUUCAUUUGGGGAUUGCGUGCACCCGACGAAAUCUACAAACCAAUUAUUCGUAUCAUAAGUGCACAUGAAAGUCGAAGACAUGCAUGGCGAUAUCGUCGUUGA